Neoarthrinium moseri is the source of this 351-nucleotide messenger RNA. RefSeq lists its product as uncharacterized. The coding region runs from base 1 to 351 and encodes 116 amino acids. The transcript has a single exon. The record is from RefSeq and is a predicted model, not a curated record. Lineage: Eukaryota; Fungi; Ascomycota; Sordariomycetes; Amphisphaeriales; Apiosporaceae.
AUGUUCAACGUUAAGGUAGCCAUUCUCGCUUUCUUCUUGUUGGCAACCAGCGUCUUGGCCGACAAAAUCAAUGUCAGCUACAUCCAGAGGUACAACGGCGGGCAGAUGGGGGAGCAACGCACUUCCACCUCCAAGGAGUACGAGGUUGAUGACGAUGACAAAGAUGACAUUAAGGAGAGAAUCGUCAGCAAGAUGGGCUCAUGGUCUGGCGGCAGGUACCAGGCCAGUGAAUCCAGAUUCCGAGGAAUCAUUCAGAUCACCAGCAACACAGUGUCCGACUCCAAGGGCAGGGCUGGUGAGGUCAUCGAAGACAUGACCAAGAUCUUGACCUCCAACUACAAGAAGGACUAA